Messenger RNA from Schizosaccharomyces osmophilus, 1146 nucleotides. RefSeq names its product ribosomal protein lysine methyltransferase Set11 (gene set11). The record is from RefSeq and is a predicted model, not a curated record. The coding region runs from base 1 to 1146 and encodes 381 amino acids. Gene Ontology annotation, molecular function: protein-lysine N-methyltransferase activity; protein binding. The transcript has a single exon. NCBI's taxonomy places the organism in Eukaryota, Fungi, Ascomycota, Schizosaccharomycetes, Schizosaccharomycetales, Schizosaccharomycetaceae. Gene Ontology annotation, biological process: peptidyl-lysine monomethylation; peptidyl-lysine trimethylation.
AUGAAUUGGAAUUCGAAAAUUCUUACAGAAGUUUCAUGGGUAAAGGAACAAGGUGCUCGCGUUCAUCCCUUCUUACAGUUUUCCGUGAUCCCAGACGCCGGAAGUUGUAUUACAAGUGCAGGACGAAUUGAAGCAGGCGAAGUUUUGCUUUCUUUACCUAGAAAUGUGUUAAUUAACAAAACCACUUACUCAAGUUGUCCAUUUGCGAAACAGUUAACUUCCUUUCAGUUUCUAUCCUGGCUUAUAUGUAAAGGAAAGAGUACUGGCAUGGAUCAAUGGCCAUACUACAUCGAAGCGUUGCCGCAGGACUUUUCAUGGCAUCCGGUAAUGCUCUCUGCGGAUGAUCCUUUGUGGCCCAAUGUGCCCAAAGAUGUACAAAAGCUAAUUCUUGAAAGGAAACAAUCCUUAUUACAAGAUUACCAGAAUGUAUCAAAGUUUGAGAAGGUGGACUGGACAGUAUUUCAGUGGGCUUGGCUUUGCGUAAAUACCAGAUGUUUAUACUAUAAGAUAUCCCCAAGUUCGGUUGAUGAACAGUUAACAUUGGCACCCGUGUUUGAAUAUUUCAAUCAUUCUUUGGAUGCACAAACGGACCUACAGAGAAGUCGCACUGGUAUCUCUAUCAUAGCAAAGCGUGCUAUUGAAAAAGACGAGCAAUUAUACUUGCGCUACGGAGGCCAUGGAAAUGACCAGUUAUUCUCUGAGUAUGGGUUUUGCUUAAGUAUAAAUCCAUUCAAUCAUUUUAAUUUGGACAAUGAGUUUUCUUUUACGGAGCAGCAAGAAAAGUUUUUAGACGGCCAUUACUACUGGAACGACUAUACCUUUUCUAUGGAUGGUCCCUCGUUUCGCACAUUAGUUGCUUUGCGGGUCAUGCUUAUAUCGAAUCCUACUGAUUUAUUAGACUCUAGUUGUGAUGCCACCAGAAGGCUAUUGCAAUACAUGAAUGGGUUUUCAGACGGCAGCCGAGAACUCCCUAUGGUUCAAGAAUUAUGGAAUAAAUAUUUAAACCUUCUUUUGAAAGUCGUUGAAGAAAAGGCUGGCAAACUGGAUGAACAAAAGAGCGAGAACUAUAUGCAAAAAUGUAUUCUGCAGCUUUGGAAAGAUCGUCAGAGGUGCAUAAAGUACUUAUUGAAUAGUCCUUUAGAUUAA